UCCUUGAACACUUCAGCUAUUUGCUGAGGGAAGCACUCUCAUUCUGCAAAAAGUUUGAUUUAACAUGACGAACGUUUUGACCGUGGCGUUGCGAUUUUCAAUAUUUUUGCUUAUCAUAGGAUGUACUGAAGCUAAGAGGUUUGCCAUAAUCGCUCCCAAUGUGUUUCACGUUGGGGUCGAGGAGAACGUUUCAGUUGCGGUUUACGAUGCCAUGCAGCCCGUAACAGUGAAGUUAUAUCUGCAGGACUAUCCAUUCAGGCGGAAAACAUUCUCCCCAAACCAAGUUACACUACAACCAGGAAAAGGGAGCACCUCUCUCCUCACAGUCAAGGUGGAACCGGGGAACCUUCCAGAUAUCAAGUCGGUAGAUAUGCGGUAUGUUUACCUCAUCGCCAAGUCAGAUGACGGCCAUUUUCAGUUCCACAAAGAGGUAAAGAUCCUGCUCAGCUUCAAGAAUGGAAUGGUGUUCAUACAGACGGACAAACCUAUUUACACACCAAAACAGAAAGUUCGUAUCAGGGUGUUACCGCUCCAGUUUAACAUGAUGCCCUCCGGAAAAAAUAUAACUUUGAUGGUCGUGAAUCCACAGGGAGUCAAAGUAAGGCAGUGGAAGGACCUUGAAACUAGCACAGGUAUUAUAUCAAAAGAACUUUUAUUAAGCAAUUUCAUCAUCUUGGGUAACUGGACAGUAACAGCUACAUACGGUCAUCAGAAUAUUUACAACACAUCUGUGCAAUUCGAAGUUAAAGAAUACGUUCUUCCCAAGUUCUCCGUGAAACUCCAGGUGCCGCCUUACAUACUGAAAACAGACAAAGACGUAGAGGUCCAGCUAAAGGCCAGUUACACUUAUGGAAAGCCGGUUGUCGGGUCUGCGAAUGUCUAUUUGAGCAUUGCUUUGAAAGGAAAGGUUAUUCCGAUUGCUACUCAGCUAGUAUUGCUUGACGAAAAAGGCACUGCUACAGUGGAAGAAAGGGUGAAUUUUAUUAAAAAUGUGGCCGGAGAAAUCUGGUUCCCAGAAGGUGGUAGACUUCAUGUUCAAGCUGACGUCACAGAACGGGCGACCGGUGAAAAGGAGACUGCGGUGGAUAAAUCGUGCAAGUUUACAUCAAACCCCUAUCUGGUCGAGAUCAUAGACACUCCAAAGUACUUUAAACCUGGAAUGCCUUUUACUGUGAAGGUUGUGGUGUCGCUGAAUGAAAAGCCUACCGAGUCCAUAUCUGUGAGAUUAUCCGCCACAGGGAAAAGCUUGAAAGAAGAGAAACGCUUGACCACAUUAGAGGACAAAACGAUUGAGAACGGCGAAGCUGAGUUUACAGUUGAUGCCUGCACCGACUGCCAAACCAUUAAGAUAGAGGUUGAAGCCGUCAAAGAAAAUAUCCAGCCCGCUCUGGCUAACUUCGUGCUGCAACGAUUCGACGCAGAAAAUGGACCACUGAUUGUAAUUCGUCAUCCCCCGUCAGGAAAGUUGAAGGUCGAUGGCAAGUCUAAUAUUGAAACCUACCGGAAAAAUGAUGACAAAGCUGCCGUUUUUUCGUAUGUGGUGGUUUCAAGGGGAAGGAUUCUUUCUCACCACACCACUGAAGUGCUUGCGGACGGCUUUAAAAGCGAAACGAAAAGCUGGUCCCUUCAAAUCACUCCUGAAAUGUCACCAUCCGCGCGUUUGAUUGUUUACUAUAUUCACAGCAGUGGACGAGUCGUAGCUGACAGCAUUUUGCUUAAAGUUGAGGAAAAACUCCCGACAACGGUUGAGUUUACUUAUGAAGGCAAACGCGGAGGUGAAACUCAAAACAAAGUUGAGACACAACCUGCGAAAAAUUAUGUGAUUAAACUCAAGGCUCCUAAAGGAACGCGUCUGGGAAUCCUAGGGGUGGACAAGAGUGUUUAUCUACUGAGAAACGAGAAUAGACUCAACAAAGAGCGGGUUCUUAAGGCCGCUAAAGAACUUGAUCUUGGCUGUGGUGUCGGUGGAGGAAAAAAUAACAGAGACAUUUUUAAGAGGGCUGGUGUUGUCAUCAUGACGGAUAACUUUGUUAGCGAUGGAAGAAAUGGCUAUGGCUGCGAUGAAGAUGGUUCUCGAAGAAAACGGAGAUCAUCGGCAGACCCAGUUAUGAAGAUGUGCUGUGAAUGGGGAAGAAAAGCUGGUGGAAAUGUAACUUGCGCGAAACUUUCGUUGGACGCCAACAAAAAUUUGCCUGAUGACUGCAGGGAGGCCUUCUGGACCUGUUGCGUAGAAACGUAUGGCAGAAAUGAUUCCGCCCUGCUUGGAAGAAGUGGUGCACCGAGUGUAGAUGAUGAUGAGCGGUACCUCGCUGAGGUAGGGUAUCAAGUUAGAACCGACUUUCCAGAAACCUGGCUUUGGGAUGAGCGUGUCGUUGGGUAUACCUCAGAGGUAACAAAGACUUCUGUUCCACUGCUGACGAUGACAGCCUUGUUUUGAUCGGAAUACUCUACCCUCAACCAAACGAUGCCAGAUCUGUUGCAGUCCCAAUUAUUCCCAAAACAGCUGGAAAAAUAGAAAUCGAAGUCACAUCGAUUCUUGAAAUAAAAGAAGGUAAUAAAGACUUUUGGGAAAAAAGGGAAGUGGAUGCCGUAAAACGAGAGCUUCUUGUUGUGCCAGAAGGAAAGGAAAAUCGUACUUCACGAUCCUUUACACUGGAUCCUAAAGGAAUUCUCAAUGAUGACAGUAAUAAUGGAGGACACAGUUCUACCACAUCGCCAAGGAACAUUUCAAUUGACUUCGCAAUCCCCCCUAAAGCCAUAAGUGGUUCAACUGGAGCUGUCGUAUACUUGACUGGAAACCUUCUUGGUCCAGUUAUAAACACGACUAUCGAGGGUGGUCUGGAGAAAUUUUUCCGCCAACCUACUGGAUGUGGGGAGCAAACAAUGCUUUUUCUUGCCCCUAACGUGUACGUUCUAGAAUAUCUUAUGAACACCAAACAGAUCAGUGGCGCAAGCGCAGAAAGUGCACACCGCUUCAUCCAGUCAGGUUAUCAACGUGAAUUAAACUACCGUCGUGACGACAGGUCAUUUAGUGCAUUUGGAAAUGAACGACCAGGAAGCACAUGGUUGACUGCUUUUGUGAUGAAGGUCUUCUGCAAGGCUAAAAAGUUUUUGGGUGAUGAAAUUGAAGAAAAAAUGCUGUGCGAGUCUGUGGGUUGGCUGAUUGAAAACCAACGCAACGAUGGAGCUUUCCCCGAGGUUCACCAUGUCAUUCAUAGAGAGAUGGUGGGGGGUGUAUACAAUUCAGAGGGAGACGUUGCUAUGACAGCCUUUGUGUUAUCUGCUCUGCUGGAAUGUAAUUGCAAAGCGGUUUCACAGGCACACUUACUAAGAGCCACAAACUUCUUGGAGAGUCGGUACAAAAACUUGAAUAGACCUUACAGUAUGGCUCUCACUGCUUAUGCUCUGAGCUUGGUUGAUAGCAGAGAAAAAGUCGAUGCUAAUGAUCGACUUCUUCAAAGGUCUCAGUACGAUGAUGUUAAAAAGACUCGGCACUGGAAUACUGGUGGAAAUGCACUUAAUGUGGAGACAGCUGGUUAUGCAUUGAUGACUCAAGUGCUUCUCGGACGCACCGUUUAUGCAGGUCCUAUUGUAACGUAUAUAACAGGCCAGAGGCAGGGCGGUGUCGGAUUUGUAUCUACACAGGAUACAGUGGUAGCUCUCCAAGCUCUUGCAUUGCACAGCGAGAAAACUACAGGAAACAAUAAUUUAGACUUACGAGUAAAAGUAGAGACAGAAAAAGGAGAUGUAAAAGAAUUCCAUCACAUUAACCCAGAAAACGCACUUUUACGGAGGGAAGUCAAGAUUCCAGAGCAAGCUCUUCCCGGCAAGCUCUUCGUGGAGACUAAAGGAAGUGGUGUGGGACUCUUGGAGGUGGAAACUCGUUACAAUCUUCCCUCGUCAAGGGAUGAGAUCUGUAUGUUUGAAUUGAGUAUAAAAGUCGUUGAAAUAAAAGGAGAUGAAAAGGAAAAUCUACUUGGACCCAUGCAAAGCGAUGCCGCGGAGAGAGAACGUCAGGAAGAGGAAGAAAAAAGAAACAAUAACAAAAACAAACAAGGAGGAAAUGGUAGAAAGAAAGGGAGAGGAUGUAAAAAGAUAAGAAAUCGAGAGAAGAAGAAGCAAUGUAAGAGAAGGGGAAACAACAAAGGUAACCCCAAGAAAGGCAAGAAGCCUCAAUCUCCACCUAAAUACCAGCCAGUCAAGAAUAUCAGAUUGGAAGUCUGCACCAGGUAUAAGAAGCCUGGUAAUACUGGAAUGGCCAUCAUGGAUAUUGGAAUCUUAACCGGAUUUAAACCAAAGAACAAAUCACUAGCCAAGUGGAAAACCGACUUGCCCCAACUGGAUAUGAUUGAAGAAUCAGACAGAUCCUUGGUUCUUUAUCUCAGUGAGAUCCCUAGUGACCAUGAGCUGUGCGUAAAUGUUCUGUUUGAAAAAGAGUUUUACGUUGGUGCAGUUCAAUCAGUACCGGUGAAUGUGUAUGACUACUAUCAACCAGAUCAGUCCUGCAGCGAAUUUUAUGGGCCCGAAAAGUCAAGUCCGUUGAAGUUGGGAGUUUGUGAUAUUGGCUCCUCUUCGUGCAAAUGCACUCAAGAUAAAUGUCCACAGGAUGAUCCCCCGAUUGACAACAUUAACAAGCUAAAAAAUAUUGCCUGCACCAAUUACCAAUACAUCAUAAAAGGAAAGCUCUUGCUGGUCGAUGAGGUAGAAACCAUGCUUGAGUACGUCGUCGAGGUUGUGCAAAUCAUUCUAAAAGGAAACAAGAAACUGAAACUCAGACGAAAAGACGGUAAGAAAACACGGAUAGAGUUUACGAAGCGAGGAACGUGCCGGAGUCUUAAACUUGAGACUAACAAGGAAUACUUGAUCAUGGGUCGAGAUGAAGGAGGCAAGUACGAGCUGGACGAGAAUUCGUUCGUCAAACUGUGGCCUGAAGUCGGCGAGAACAAAGCUAAAUUGGAUAAAUUUGCUCGAGAAUUUAAGCCCUCAAAAUGCUAAAUUAUGAGGAUUGCAUGAUGUAGAGUGAUACUAUGCCAAGCAAGAUAUUAUCUUGAUAUCAAAGUAGAGUAAAAAUUUUAUUUGUUUUUUUCCUACUUUUAAAGAUGAUUUUUUUUCUUUUUUUUUUUGUUAUUUGCAUGCUGCUUUAACCUUUAUGGUCAGCCACAACGUAGCUCGCGAAGGGAAACUUGGACCACGUUCGUUUAUAAUGGACGAGCUCAGUUAAGGUUUGCGCAUUUUGAAAUACACAAGCUUAAAUUUUCCCAUUGCAACACUGAUCUGUAAUUGGCGUUCAACAGGCUUAACUUUCCCAUCCUCCUGUAUUUGAUGGUAGCUACCAGGUUGGAUUAUCUCUUCCUGAGCAAACCCUAAUGUUAGUCUGCUCUGUCAGAAUAAAAGGCACUUUUUGACGUUUUUUUAGGAUUCAUUUAUAGGCUGAGUAUUUUACAGAAACUGUUGUAGUCUAAAUUACCUUCUAUGGGAUUCCUGACAAAUGCUUCCUCGGCCAUUCUAUGUUUUCUUUGUGCUUAAUGAGGAAGCGUUUCAGUUUCCACCCCAUCUAGCAAUCACGUUCUUUUUUCUGAGGUUCGCAUUGAAGGCAGACUGCUGACCAGUGUGCAUUUUGCGCCAGAUUGCUGAGUUUCCUUCUAAGUCAGCUUCGCUGUUUUGGGGCUGUGAAAGGUUAAUUCUGGAGUUAAAGAAGAAGCAUCGGUAGAUGAAAAAUGGAAGCAUUAACUUUUAAAAAGUAUCUUCAUAGCCUAAUUAUGCCGCACAGUAUUUAGCAAAUGAAAUAAACGCCAAGUUUUAAUGA
Pocillopora damicornis (cauliflower coral) is the source of this 5806-nucleotide messenger RNA. RefSeq names its product venom factor. Gene Ontology annotation, cellular component: extracellular region. Gene Ontology annotation, molecular function: endopeptidase inhibitor activity; protein binding; serine-type endopeptidase activity. NCBI's taxonomy places the organism in Eukaryota, Metazoa, Cnidaria, Anthozoa, Scleractinia, Pocilloporidae. The record is from RefSeq and is a predicted model, not a curated record. Gene Ontology annotation, biological process: proteolysis.